Brassica rapa (field mustard) is the source of this 624-nucleotide messenger RNA. RefSeq lists its product as uncharacterized. The record is from RefSeq and is a predicted model, not a curated record. NCBI's taxonomy places the organism in Eukaryota, Viridiplantae, Streptophyta, Magnoliopsida, Brassicales, Brassicaceae.
AUGAGUACAGUUAAGGAGAAGCUGAAUCAUACCGUCAAGGAUGUAAACCAUUGGAGAUGGAGAAGAGGUUAUGAAGCUAAGUUCUCGACCCAAGAAACCUGGCUGCUUCUCCGAGAACCUUCUGCACAUUGCUCCUGGGCAAAAGGAGUUUGGUUUGCUAAAGGGACGCCAAAAUUUGGGUUUAUCACUUGGCUAGUGGUGUUGAAUAAAUUGGCUACUAUGGAUAGGGUAUCCUCUUUGAAUCCUAGUGUUGAUGCGACUUGUGUUCUCUGCAAAGCUGCAGUGGAGUCUAGAGAUCAUUUAUUUUUUGAGUGUUCUUACUCUGCUCAGCUCUGGAAACACUUAACCCUUGGGAUUCUUCGGGGUACUUACUCUUCCUCCUGGUCUGCUAUGGUUUCGCUGAUUUCAGGAAGUAUCAAGGGGAAGAUAAGAGCAUUUUGUAUCAGAUACUCAUUUCAAGUGGCUGUUUACUCUUUAUGGAGGGAGAGAAAUAGCAUAAGACAUGGGGAGAAGCCGAAGGCUAUUUCAUUAAUGAAGAAGCUGGUUGAUAAAGAAGUAAAGAACAAGCUCAGCUUACUUAGUAGACAAAGAAGAAGAGGAAUGGAGGGGAGUUUACAAUAUUAG